AUGAACAAGGUGAUCGCAGCCUACGACUACUCGGAAUACUCGGUUGUGACCACUGACGCGCUUGGCUGGUACGGAAGGGUUAUGUAUUGCCGCUAUAUCGACGAAAACAAUCAAGAAAUUGGAGAGAGCGUACGCUCUAUCGUAUUCCCUGAAUCGGUAGUGCAUUGUUGCAGCCGGAAUGGAACAGCGUACAUGACAGUCACAAAGGAUGCAGAUGGUGCAAUUGACCAGCCUGUUCAGUUGAUCGAUAGGAAACAUGAUACGCCCAAGUACUACUUGUCGCUUUGUUUGGCUCCUAUCUAUGGAAGUCAAAGAAAAUAUCUUGUGCUUGUCGAGUUAUUUGAGCAUUUGAAACUGCAAGGUGUCGAACAUUUCUAUCUAUAUAUCAAAGAAAUAGACAAAUACUCUCAAACGCUUAUCGACGACUACAUAAGGGAGGGAGAAGCCGAAGUUAUAAGUUUGCCUACUGAACAUAAAAUCAUUUACUGCCCGCAAAUAGUAGCUGCAGCGGACUGCCUGCACAGAAGUCGUCACCACUCUCGUUAUGUUUUGUUUUCUGAUCUAGACGAAAGAUUCUUCUCUCCCAAAGGCUACACUUUGAAAUCUUUUGUUAGGGAAAAAUUGCAAAAUGCACCAGGCAGAGGAGCCAUACGGUUCACAUCAAGAUGGGUUCUUCGAACACCUCCUCCCCAAUCAGAUUAUCAGGGAGAGGAGACGCUGAAACAGCAUUUGCCCAUGCUUGUUUUCCAUAAUAGUUCUGCAAUUCCUAACAGGAGGAUUGUGCAGAAGUUAGUCCUGGAUCCCAGGCGAGUGCUGAUCAUUUUCGUACACCACGUGCGAGCGUAUUACCCUGGUUACAAGGGAUACCAAGUUCCCUUCGGACAAAUGCACAUUCGAAGCAUUUACAAGGAAAAUUUUUACAUUCACAGGCACUACCGUGACACUUCUACAUGGGGCAAACAGUGGUUUGAUCGGAUAGCUGGAUUCGGCCCAUAUGAGAUCACGCGGUAUCCUGAAGAACAUAUGAAGGAGUUGUUUGAAAACAUAAAAAAUAGGCUAGAUGGAAUCUAUGGUCAUAGAAGUAUGCUUACACUUUAG
Molecule: messenger RNA, 1098 nt
Organism: Cylicocyclus nassatus
Lineage: Eukaryota; Metazoa; Nematoda; Chromadorea; Rhabditida; Strongylidae
Source: the annotation of a GenBank genome assembly